Penicillium oxalicum is the source of this 414-nucleotide messenger RNA. Its product is annotated as tubulin-binding prefolding complex subunit GIM3. The record is from RefSeq and is a predicted model, not a curated record. Gene Ontology annotation, cellular component: prefoldin complex; cytoplasm. Gene Ontology annotation, biological process: protein folding. The coding region runs from base 1 to 414 and encodes 137 amino acids. NCBI's taxonomy places the organism in Eukaryota, Fungi, Ascomycota, Eurotiomycetes, Eurotiales, Aspergillaceae. The transcript has 4 exons.
AUGAUUCAACCACGUAUGCUCUCCCGGGCAGAUGAGGCCACCGCCACCGGCGAAGAGAAUGAAGUCCGACGUGAAGAUCAGGAGAAAAUCAACCGGUUCAGUCGGUUACAUCAACGGGAGACCGUUCUGGAGGACCAGUUGAAAGCAAAGCUGAAAGACAAAGAAGACCUCGAAGAGGUAUCCACCGAAUUGGAACUUGCCGACGAAGAUGAUCUGGUCCCGUACAAAAUCGGCGACGCCUUCUUCCAGCUGCCCCUUACGGAUGCCCAGUCGAUGCUCGAGACUGCCACUGCGCAAAUCGAUGCCGAUGUGUCCAAGCUCGAGGAUUCACUGAGUGAAUUGAGAGACGAGUUGCAACAACUCAAGGUCUCUCUGUAUGCGCGAUUUGGCAGGAGCAUCAACCUGGAGACUUGA